GACAACCACCACCACAAGUAGACAAAGGCGAACCGAGGUAAUCACCGGAGCAGUUACAUAAACGUAUCUGGUUCUGAGGAAAGCCACAUCUCCCAUCGUCUUCUUCGUGCUCGUGGUUUUUCACCCAGCUCAUGGAAGGAGCCAACUCCGGCCCCCCAAACACGAGGAUUGCCGUCGUCACCGGCGGGAACAAAGGGAUCGGUUUCGAGGUGUGCAGGCAACUAGCCAGCGGCGGCGUCACGGUGGUUUUGACGGCCCGGGACGAGACGAGGGGCACGGCGGCCGUGGAGAAGCUCAAGGGGCUGGGGAUCAGUGGUGUCGUCUUCCAUCAGCUGGACAUCACAAACGCUUCGAGCAUUGCUGGAUUGGCCGAUUUCUUGAAGACCCGUUUCGGGAAGCUAGAUAUUCUGGUGAAUAAUGCCGCAAUUGGUGGGGUUGAGUACCUCCAAGAACUCGAUACCAAUGAGGAAAAGUUCAGUGGCCUAGAUUUCCACCAGAGACUCGAAUGGAUGUUCACAAACAUCAACGAGACCGUCGACGGCUCAAAGGAAGGUGUGAAGACAGACUACUACGGCACCAAGCAUGUAAUCGAAGCCCUGCUGCCUCUCCUGCAAUCUUCCUCCGACGGGAGAUUAGUGAAUGUCUCCUCUGAUGCUGGACUGCUAACGGCAAGUUCCGAUGUACCAGUCAUGCUAUAUAGUGAUGCACCAAAAUUUCCCCCAUAUCCUACUUUUAUAGUAACAGUUUUUCUUUUGAUCCAUGUGUACGUGCAGUUUAUCAAGAACGAGGAGGUGAGGCAGGAGCUGAACGACAUCGACAACCUGACGGAGCAGAGAAUAGACGAGCUGCUGGACAAGUUCCUCGAGGAUUUUGAGGCCGGGACGUCGGAGGCGCAGGGGUGGCCCACCGUUCUCGCAGCGUAUAAGAUGGCCAAAGCCGCCAUGAACGCGUACUCGAGGAUCUUGGCAAAGAGGCACCCGGAGCUCCGUGUCAACUGCGUGCAUCCAGGCUACGUCAGGACCGACAUAACCAUGGGCUCGGGUAUCCUGACGCCCGAGGAGGGCGCGCGUAACGUGGUGAAGGUGGCGCUGCUGCCGGAGGGUUCGCCGACCGGCUUGUACUUCGACAAGGGUGAGGAGGCGUCGUUCGUCUGAGAGAUGCCUACCCUCGCCGCGGCUCGACCGCAGCUUACGACGCCACUGCCUUAACUGGUUUUGUGGUAGCUACACUGGUUGUUUUAGAUGAGGAUUUACAUUGAAUAUUCAUAA
This is a messenger RNA of Lolium perenne, 1268 nucleotides long. NCBI's taxonomy places the organism in Eukaryota, Viridiplantae, Streptophyta, Magnoliopsida, Poales, Poaceae. The record is from RefSeq and is a predicted model, not a curated record.